This is a messenger RNA of Tachysurus fulvidraco (yellow catfish), 377 nucleotides long. RefSeq names its product serine/threonine-protein kinase Nek1-like. Gene Ontology annotation, biological process: protein phosphorylation. The transcript has 4 exons. Gene Ontology annotation, molecular function: protein kinase activity; ATP binding. The record is from RefSeq and is a predicted model, not a curated record. Bases 24 to 377 code for a protein of 117 amino acids. NCBI's taxonomy places the organism in Eukaryota, Metazoa, Chordata, Actinopteri, Siluriformes, Bagridae.
CAGCAUGACAGAUCGAGCCAGUCAUGGAUAAAUAUGAGAAGGUGAAGAAGAUCGGGGAGGGCUCGUUUGGGAAGGCCAUCCUGGUGAGGUCCAGAGAGGAUGGUCACCAGUAUGUCAUCAAGGAGAUCGGCAUCUCCAAGAUGUCUAAUAAAGAGAGACAGGAGUCACGCAAAGAAGUGGCCGUGUUGGCUAACAUGAGUCAUCCCAACAUUGUCCAGUACAAGGAGUCAUUUGAAGAGAGCGGCUGCUUGUAUAUAGUGAUGGGUUACUGUGUCAAAGUCAAGUUUAUUUAUAAAUGGCAGAUGGACUGCAUGUGUGUGGAUGUUUUAGUAUCCAGGUCUUCUGCAUCAUCCUACCAGACUGCCACAACUUGUUAA